Messenger RNA from Pieris brassicae (large cabbage white), 5879 nucleotides. It is a transcript of the gene RN-tre, whose product is annotated as USP6 N-terminal-like protein. Lineage: Eukaryota; Metazoa; Arthropoda; Insecta; Lepidoptera; Pieridae. The record is from RefSeq and is a predicted model, not a curated record. The transcript is spliced from 6 exons. The coding region runs from base 341 to 2179 and encodes 612 amino acids.
UGGCUGCUGCUAUACAUCCGGAUACAUCGGAAACUUGAAAAAUAAGUUUUACAUUUUGAUUUGAUUUCAACUACAUAGUGAGAGUAUCUAAGUAUUAUGAUUUUUUUCAACUUUUAAUAACUUUAAAACAAAUUUUAGUUGAGUAUUUCUGAGCCUUUAUCUCGUAUCCUGUUGACCAACAUGAUUAGAUAAAGGGCGUGAAAACACCUUAAAUAACAUAAUUUUAUAAUCGAAUAUGCCAUGUAGUGAUGUAUGUUUACUGCGAAUUUCUAAGAAGAACUAAGUGAUAGUGUAUUAGGUUUAGUCGGUAUGCGGCACGACUGCAAAGUCAGCCUGUGUUAUGAAUGAGGAGGCUCUGUUGGCACGGGCUUCCGAGGAGCGGGAGCGUAUCUUUCAGAGAUACGAACGCGGCAGAGAGAAUCUCGUCGGUCAAAUCGACCCGUGGGAAGAUCCAGAGUUCGAGGACUAUCACAAAACUGAUAGAUAUGGUUUCAUCCACGAUGAGCGUUUGCCACGAAAAACGGCGCCUCAAAAGAUUAAUGUUGAAGUCGAAAGGGCGAAGAAAUGGGUUAAGAUGCUGGCAUCCUGGAAUUCUCCUGCUACAAGGGAAAAAUUACAUAGAAGAAUAUAUAAAGGCAUUCCAAAUUCUCUAAGAAUUGAAAUAUGGUGUAAACUUUUAGAUGUAAAUCGAGUAAAAUCAGAUAACCCAGCAAAAUAUCAAGAAAUGUUGAAAUUAGCUAAAAUUUGGUCGACUGAUGUCAGACAAAUAGAUUCAGAUGUAAACAGGCAGUUUCGUGAGCAUCAAUUCUAUCGAGAACGAUACUCAGAAAAACAAUGUUCACUUUUCAAUGUUCUAUGUGCUUAUAGCAUGUACAAUACUGAAGUUGGUUACUGUCAAGGAAUGUCUGGAUUGGCUGGUGUUUUACUUAUGUAUAUGGAUGAAGAGGAUGCAUUCUGGGCAUUAGCUAUUUUACUGUCAGAUAAGAAAUAUAACAUGCAUGGACUUUAUAUUGAAGGUUUCCCUAAAUUAACUAGGUUCUUAGAGCACCAUGAUAAGAUACUCACAAAGUUUAUGCCUAAGUUAAAAUUCCAUUUUGAUAAGUAUGGACUGGAUGCCAUUUUAUACUCUUUAAAGUGGUAUUUUGUUUGUUUUGUGGAACGUGUACCAUUCAGUUUAUGUUUGAGAGUUUGGGAUAUAUUUUUACUUGAUGGGGAACGUGUUAUAACUGCGAUGGCGUAUACAAUUCUUAAGCUUCACAAAAAGGCUAUUAUGAAGUUAAAUGAUAUGGAUCUUAUUGUGAAUUACAUUCAAGUGAAACUGCAUAAAGACUUUGGUUAUGAAGAUGACAUAGUUAUCUACAAUUUAGAGCGAUCCAUGGAAGAAUUGAAGCGGGCGAAGUUGGACUAUCCUGGUCUACCACCACCGAAUGAGUUACCUAAAAGGCAACUUGGAGUUUUCAUUGAGCCGGAUAAAAAAUCCAAAAUUGGUCAGCGAGCCGAAAAUUUCUCUGAUACAGAGAAACACGCUAGGGCUACUGUGAUUUUAAGACGUGAAAAAGCAGCUGUAGAACUACAGGAGCUCAGGGUGUCUCAAAGCGACACGGUCUCAGAGCACAGCACGGUAGCCGGCGUCCGUUGUGAAGACUCAUUAUCUGUGCUUGGAUCAAGACGCUCUCUAGCGGACACAAGUGUAACCAGUACCGCGGAUUUGAGUGUUUUCUCAAGUGGACGGUCCCACGCGCCAGAGAAUUCAUUAGAUACGCAUAGCAACAUUAGCGAUGACGCUACCGGGUCAGAUGGGUCCGGGAUAUGCGGCUUAAGCAUCCAAAGAGCUAUGUCUACGCCUAGACAGACCGUCCAUUCAACGCCGCGUGGCAGCCCACACCCAUCUUCAGUUUCACCAACAUCGGAGGACGUUGUUCGUAUUCACGUCACUUAUAGCCCACUAGCCGCCAGCCCAUCCCACUUACGGCCCGUGAGUCCUUCGAAAUACAAGUCGUUUGAUGUACAGAAGCCCACCUCUCUAGGUUUUUAUGCUACGAACGGUUCAACUAAUACUGAGAAUACUAUAAGAAUUCAAGUGCCAUCUGAAGAAUUAUUAACACCGAUAGUCGAUUCCGGGCGUAUUAUCACACAAAGAUACAUCGAGUCUCAUUCGGGAAUCUAUGAUAUUAAAUAAGGCUUCUAUUAUAUACAGAUCGCGUUCAUUUAGUGGCAUAACAAUUAUAUACAAUGUUCAAUAUAAUUUAAGAAUGCAAAAUUUCGUUCAUUCCAUAUACUGUGACGCGAUAAUGCCAGUAUUGUUUUACAUAAGUAUUACGUCCAAGUUCUUUAAAAUAGUGUAUUACAAUAUUGGAAAUCUUAUCUCCCUUUAAAACUUAAUCUGUGUAAGCUCCGUUAUAAAUGAAUAACUUUCUGUGUUUCAUUACAGUGUAACCACAAGCGGAUUUAGGUUAGGGAUAUUUAAAAAAAACAAAAGUUAAAGAAAUAUUUGACGAAUUUGUUGCAUACGUUGCAUCGAAUAAAACACAUUACACCGAUAUAUGAGUAUUCGGUAUUCUAUACUAAUAAUUAUUAAAUUAAAUGCAGAAUAAGACAUGGUCACUUAAAGGUCACAAAAUGCUUACUGCUUUAGUAUACGCAAGCCAUAACUUUCUGAUAGACUCUCGCCGCUCAAGGAUUUUAAUAAUUUCGCAACAAAACGAUACCAUAAUAUUACAAAGCCUGAUCUCAAUUAGCUACACUUAAACCUAUUCAUAAAAAUCCUGACCAAAUUGACAUUUUACCAUAAAACUGUUUCUUCUCUUUCUGCCACAAUUGUAAAGUCGCAACAUUUCAAAGGGUCAAGGCAUCAAUCAAGGUAUUCCAAAAUUUCCAGCCUCUCUUUGAUCGGCAACUCAUCGUCUGAGCGUCGCGUCGUGGUCAGCAAGGAAGCACCUGGAGCGGACUAUCUGUUUCCAGCGCUUCUCUUAUGACAGUGUACAGUUUUAGGGACGAUGAGUCUUUCACUUGAUCGGCCACGUGAUGUGUUGCCAUCUGUGUUACGAACCACGAUCAGUUUCUCCAACGCCUCGCUUCUGCGCUUUGUAUGGCCGAAAUAGUAUAUAAUUCGCUAUAGGCACUACAGGCGAGUCCGUAUGCGGAGUUGGGUCGGGAUCGGUGUAUUGGUGCGCUUCGUAGUACACGGUAUUCUGAGCAUUCGCCACCAGCACCACAUCCCAAAAGCAUCGAUCAUUUGCCUUCUUUGAGCCAAGAUGGUCUACGUUUUUACUCCAUGCAGGAAGAUGGGGAAUUCUAGCCCGUAUCAGUCUUAUUUUGGGUUUGAAACCAAUUCCUCUUUUCUUCCAGAUGUAACCUAAACGUGUCAUGGCAUUUUAAGCCUAGAAAAUCUUAACAAGCCAGUUAUAUUAUGGAAUAUACAAUGCUUUGUAAUGUACAUAAGUAUAAUAUCGAAUAAUUAUUACAAUUUUAUUGUAACAUGUAAUAGGUCAUGCGAUUUAAUAUAAAUCUUGCUACGCAUCAUUUAUUUACAAAAAUUAUAUUCUUUUAGCUUUUUCAAAUUAAAUAUGGAUUACACGUACUAUAAAGACAAAAAAUGUUGUCAGUAUAAUAAUGCUACAGAGGGAUUAGUCAAUUUAAAUUUCGACUAAAUGUUGUCUAAAUCCCCAGAACUCAAUCUUAGCUGCCACGACUGUUUUCUUUUCACACUGACUACAUAACCUGAUCUAAAAUACAGAUGAUUGAAACCACGAUUGUGUCAUUGUCGAAAAUUUCAAAUCUUAUACACAUUACAUGAAAUAUAAACAUGUGGACAAGUAUUACAUUUUAACUUGGCACAGUAAACUUAGCUGGUGGUAAACCUCUGCAUCUAGGGCUGUCAAAAUUAUUGCAAAGCGAUUUCUCAAACGCUGCUUAAAUUCCACUGUCAUAAAAAACUACUCUACACUGUUUUUACUAAUUGUGUAUGUUUAAAAGCAGCGCAGUAGAAGCGAGAGUUUGUGAAAAUCCUCGGUUUUGGUUCGUUUUAAACCACUACUAUAGUUCUAUAGUCGCUCAGCAGCAAAUAUUAGGCAAUAGCUUCACGCCAUGAAGUGUUAAGUACGUAACGUUUGUUAUAUGCACCUAUUUAAGCCAUCUUGGCCUAGAAACCUGAGAGAAUUCUGUAGAUUUAUAAUAGUUGUUGAAAUUUUAUCGUUCAAUAUUAGAAAUCUAUCUAACCAUUCAGUGAGAAACGCAAUAAUAUCAGUAUAACUGUUAAAUUAAGUGUAUAUUACGUAUAAAUUUCUUUUUUAGAAAUUGUAAAUAGUCAACGUUUGUGCGAAUUGCACACAUAGAUAUUUAAAUUUUGUAUGCAUAACCAACUUUCUGUAGGUAUAGGAUACUAAAUGCUUACUUUGCGGCCUAAGGUCCAUUGUAUUAAUAUUAAUACUGUAUGGAAUCGUAUCUUUCUCCUCUUGCUCUUAUUGUUUUGCAGUGAGUUAGAGGUCAAUACAUUUAUUUUACACAGUAAAAUAUCCCAAUUACCGCGUAAAAACUAAGCUAAAUAUGUAUUUUGCAUUGCGCUUAUGAUGUGAUGAAAGAACAGUAAAAACUUAGUUUUUAUGAGGGUGAACAAGGCCGUUUUCGGCGUUAAAACAAUCAGCCGAAACAUUUAAAAUAUUUUGCGAUUUUCUAAAAAAAUAAUAGUACAGACCCAGUCACAAUCUCUUCUAUCCUCUUUUAAUAUAGUUAUAAAAAGCAAUAGAAACGCCUUACUCUGAAAACUAAACUUUGUGUUAAGGGCACACAUUAACUACAGUUUUAUCGAUUCUAUGGCUAAAUUAGAGCAUUUUUUCAAUAAAGCCAUAUGCUCAUAUUAUCAUAUUUAUAUUUAGGAAUGCUUUGUGCAUUAUUCUGAUAUGAAUUAAAGAUGCCAUUUAGUUUUUGCGCUAACAACACCUCCGUAAGAUUUUGCAGACCUUUUGACGUAUAAAUAAACGAGUAAUUGUGUGCCCUUAACUGGUUUAAACGUAAUAAAUGCUAUUGAAUUGUAUCUGCAAAUCAAAUGAAGUGAAAAAAUCUCGUAAUUAUUAAACGCGUAGACCGUAAUAGGUAACACUCGUAGCAAAGUAUCUUCGUCGUCACAAACGAAUCACGCAAAUACAAAUCAAUAGCUUUGAUAUUAGAUGGCUAGAACAAAUACAAAAGAUUAUUAUAUACAAAGAUAAUAUUAAUUCGAUAUUACAGUUACACAUAUAAAUGCGAUAUUGUUACAGUUUAGUCCAGACUUUGGUAGAGAAGUUAUUUAUACACGACACAUAUAUUUAAGAAAACUAUAAAUUAUAGAACAGUUUCUCGAGGUCACUUUGGAAGUUUUUUUACAAUAUAUAUUGUAUUUUAUAGUUACAGUUACAAUUUAUAUAAAGUAUGUAUUUAAUUUACAGCACCGACGUUUUCGCUUUAGUCAAAAUGCAAAUAUUGUUUGAAGUUAAAAAUCGUUUAUUCAAAAGUUAUCUUAUCCGAUAUGCAUAUAAGGAUAUCUCUAGAAUUUAAAACCUACUAAACAAAGAGAGAAGACUCAACAGGGCUUAGCUUUCAACUUUACACCAAUAAACCUUCUACGCUGGCCACGAUCCUUCUAUCGUUGUCGUAAACCCUAUUCGAGAAUCAAAGAUAAGUUUUGUUUCAACUGGCUAGCGAUUUUUAUCUAUGGUGGUAUCGGUAUUCUCACUUAGAAGAAUCUCAAUUUUAUCAAUAUGGUUGAGUGAUUUACUUAAAAAGCCAAAACUAUACAAAUUGUUGGUCAGUAUUGUUACUAAGAAACGUCGGACUACAGAUCACGCCCUCUUAUUCAUAAAAUCUAAAAACUCAGGAUAGAGUUUGAGAAUUGAAAAAAGACC